Molecule: messenger RNA, 4798 nt
Organism: Labeo rohita (rohu)
Lineage: Eukaryota; Metazoa; Chordata; Actinopteri; Cypriniformes; Cyprinidae
Gene: efnb1
Product: ephrin-B1
Exons: 5
Coding region: 921-1958 (345 amino acids)
Biological process (GO): axon guidance; ephrin receptor signaling pathway
Cellular component (GO): plasma membrane
Molecular function (GO): ephrin receptor binding
Source: RefSeq, a predicted model, not a curated record
GGAUCGCGAGCCACUGCGCUGUGAACGGUGUGCGGGACUGACUGCGGACGCACCGGAUCCACGGUUGAGCGCCGAACAACUCCAAACAAGAUCCAAGGCUAAAAGACGAGUCAUUAACUCGCAGAGGAAGCACCGAACUGCUGGAGUUCCCCCAUCUGUUUAUAUCCUUGAGACGAAACUGAGGUGCACCUUUUCGGCACGCCAGCCAGGAGCGGACAGUAGCUGAUAUCCCGUCUAUCAGCAUGCACUGAAACGCCAGAGCUUACAAUAGCAGCAAAACUCGGGAGUUUACUUUUCAUGGUUCUCCUUGAAAGAAAAUCCAAAUGGAAGUGGACAGACAUUUUUGGCAGUCCUGUGACUGACAGUUAAGCUUUGUUCGUGGAGACUUUGAACAUGGAUAUAGGUCGAUAAAUUUCGGACAAAAACUGUUGCAUAUCUAAAGCGCAUCUCUAUGAUCUGGGAUCAAAAGCGAAAGGAGUCUAAUUUUAAAUCUGACACAUGAUCUGGACCGGAUUUGUCCACCAACCCGAACCCCAACACGGGAUUGAUGGUCCUUAUACCUGUGUGCAUGUUACUCACCCCCUAUCUGGCGUGAUUUGACCUUUUGUGAGGCUACUAGCUCAACUAAUAGAUGAGUACAAUAAAACAGUUACGCGCUGCCGUCUACCUAAGUGCGAGGUAGCAGCGAUUUUGGUAACAGAGAAACGUUGGCCCAGAAGCCGCCUGUGCAACGUUGUGCUACACCUUUUUUUUCUCCUACAGGCAACGCUAGAAAAAUUGGAUUUGGAAGUUGAGCCAUGGAGCCCCUCCGCUUGGACGCCUAACCUACUCUGUUGCAUGUGGUUCGGCAACCCGGAGUACAGUCGAUCGAAAGGAUCUUAUCUUCUUGCUGGCUUGUGUCUUUCCGAGAACCGCGUAAAAUGGCUGGAAGUGACGGCUCGUGGAAAUAUUACCUCUGGAUUCUGACAGCCAUGUGCAGAUACGCGUUACCCGCAGCCAAAUCACUGGAGUCUGUCGUGUGGAAUUCGCAAAAUCCCAAGUUUGUGUCUGGGAAAGGCUUGGUGAUCUACCCAGAAAUCGGUGACAAACUGGACAUUAUCUGCCCCAAAGGGGACAUGGGGAGACCGUAUGAGUUUUAUAAACUCUACCUGGUGAAGAAAGAGCAGGCCGAGUCUUGCAGCACCAUACUGGACCCCAAUGUGCUGGUGACCUGCAACAAACCAGAGAAAGACAUCAAAUUCACCAUCAAGUUCCAGGAGUUCAGUCCAAACUACAUGGGACUUGAAUUCAAACGCUUGACAAACUAUUACAUCACCUCAACUUCUAAUGGAACACAGGAGGGGUUGGAAAACAGAGAAGGUGGGGUUUGUAGCACGAGAUCCAUGAAGAUCAUCAUGAAAGUGGGCCAAGAUCCAAAUGCACCAGAUCCAGAUUUACCGGACCUCCCAGACCAGGACCGGGACAAUGAGAUCAAGGACCCAACAACCAGCCCUUCCCGCAAGGCAGAUCGAGAUCGAGAUCGAGACCGAGGCAGAGACGCGGAUGGGAAAGGAUCCGUAAUGCCCGGCAAAGACACAAGAAACCAGGAUAACAGUCCCGGCUCGGUGGAGGGGAUUUUCGGCUCCAAACCGGCUCUCUUCGCCGCCAUCGGAGCCGGCUGUGUCAUCUUCCUCCUCAUCAUCAUCAUCCUCAUCGUCUUGCUCCUCAAGCUUCGCAAGAGAACCCGCAAGCACUCGCAGCCCAGAGGCGGGACUGCCCUGUCACUCAGCACUCUGGCCACGCCCAAAGGAGCCGCCCAGGCCGGCUCAGAACCGAGUGACAUCAUCAUCCCCCUGCGGACAACAGAGAAUAACUACUGUCCACACUAUGAAAAAGUGAGCGGAGACUAUGGGCACCCCGUCUACAUAGUGCAGGAAAUGCCGCCUCAGAGCCCCGCCAAUAUCUACUACAAAGUCUGAGAGAGCGAGAGCGAAGCAAGCGCAAUAAGAACUCGUUUUUGUAAGGUAUCCUGAAUCUUUUUUUCAUUACCUAACCCCGUCUGCUCCGUGUGCGAGAGGAUGGAGAGGAAGAAGAGGAAUGAAAAAGACUACGCGGAUGAUAUUCCUCUCAGAUUUCCUUCCCUCCGUCCCUUUUCCGAACACUACACUGUGUGUACGUGUGUGUGCCGGUCGCUCUCGACGUGUGUGAAACGGCAGAAAACCUCCCCAAAUUGCGUGGCACUCAGGCACGGACUUCACUGCUGAAGAACAGCCGACAACCAAUCACAGAGGGACGCUAGAGUGACAUCACAAAGCAGGAAGCUCUCAUUUGUGUGUUUUUUUUGUACCGUUACGACUCUUCGCUUAGUUUUUUGUCUCCUUUUCAUCUCUCAAUCCAUCACGGUGUUUUGUUUUUAUCAGUAUCAACCCGAUUCUUGCAGCUUUCACAGUGUGUCGCUCAAAGAAAAUGUCUUAAACACUGUUACGAAUGCCGCUCUCUUCCUCACACACUCAAUAUGUCCUCUCAUUUCCUCGCGUCUCUCCAGACACUCAUUCUUUUUUCAUGCUGUAGAGGCAAUUGAACAAAAAAAACACACUCGCACUCAAACACACUUUGGUGUUCACGGGUCAGUAACAAACAGCUUCUCGGUGGAAAAGCGAGUGAGUGAAAUAGGGAAUUUAAUAUGUAAACACCAGUGUCAGACCUUCCACAAAUCCCAGUCUGCUUUUUGUUCAUUUGAGAAUCGUUUCAGUUGAAAUUGUCUCUCCUCUCAGCCGAACACAAGUAGUUAUUUGCUAUCUGUUGUCAGUGAUGCGUGAAGUGCUGAAUAAUAUUUGUAUCUUCUAUUUUUUUUCUUAUUCUAUCUCCCAAAGGUUUGUAGGUCAAAAACAUCUUUAGGGAUUUGCCUCUACACCAUGAGCCUAUGGCCUCUUUUCAGUCACAAAAACAUGCUAACUCGUAUCUUUGCAUAAUUUAGUCCACUAACAUGUCUUUCUUUUGUCUGUUUGGAUGUAGACAUGGACUCUAGCAGUCCCAUGCAGAAGCCAAAAAUCCAUCAACAUACAGAACACGUGAAAUUAUGCCUUCACCUCUCCCUCCUCUCAGAUAUGCACAUAAAUUAUCCCUGUUUGCGUACAAAAAGAAAUCAUCCACGAAUCAGAGAAUCAAAACAAGCUCACCAUAUCAUCUUGGAAAAUCUAGUGCUAGAUCUAUUUUUAUAUGGCCCGCACGUGAAAUGAUAAACAGCAAACAGUGGCGGCAGGUGUGUUUACGCCUAUGCUAAUUUAAAAUUAGCAGCAUUUGCAUCUGGCCUCCGGCGCAGCCAAUCAGAGGAAGCCCAAUAUUUCUCUGUAGCUUUCUCGUAAAAUAGAUUUUUAAAAUAAGAUUUCGAUUAGGGUUGGGUUUUUUUGUUGUCGUUCUUCUUAAUUUAGUUUCUAAGGCCCGAGAUUAUGUAAAUAAUGUAUGUUGGGAAAAAAUGUUGAAUAUAAAGUUCCAUUUUAUUAGAGACCCUGUUAAUGAAAAUAUAAUUAGGAUUUUUGAAAAUGCAAAAGCUUUUGUAAAUAGUCUUUUUUGGAAAAAGACAUUUUGUAAGUAAAAUGUUUCCUGUCUCAUGGUUUUCUCUUUUUAUUUUAUUUGACUUUUCAGUUUCAGUUGGGGUUUUUUUGAUCAAGGAGACUUAGAAGUCCCUCAACAACGGGUUUUAAAAGGUCAGCCUAAAGCAGCAAAAAGACAUACAAGUCCCUUCACAUAAACACACGCUGAAACACGCUUCAUCCUCCCUGUUUCACAAGGGGAUGGUGGUAUUUUUCGUUUUGUUUUGUUUUAUUUUUACAAAUGCUGUGAUGGAACCGGGUCAAAUAUUCCAUGACAUGGUUCAUGGAGGAGGAAAAGAGGAGACAGAGAGUUAUUACUCAAGAAAUGCCUACAUACACACACACACACACACACACUUACUCUUACUGACUGACCCACCAGUCAUUCUUAUAGCACACAAUAUACAUGCAUAUAUAUAUAAACACCUUCAGAUACAGGGCAAGCACCAGCAAACUACUCAAACAAAACUAAACCAGCAACAGCUUGUGCAACUAAACUGAAUAUUUAUGUGUUUGUCUGAGCUGUUCACGGCAGGUCUUUAAGAUUGACAUUAGAAGAGCACUUUUUGAAAUUCAUGACUUUGUUUUUACACAGAAAUGCACAUGGGUGCACUGACCGCACCAGUCAGCUUAUUCAAGUGGAUCAGUCGCGGCAUCACACUGCAAUAAAAUCAUUUACUUGCAUAGUAAUUUUGUCUUGUUUUCCCAGUACAGAUAUCUAAGCUUUCAGAGAAAUCUAACAGAUUUUGGUGAGGUUUGCGAUUUAAAAAAUGUAGAUAUUUUACUGGAUUUUUUUUUUCGCAGUGCAUUAAUAAACGUCGACCCUAAUUUUGCCAUAAACAGUGGUUUUCUCUGUACACAAUUUAACAGCAAAAGCUGUGAAUAGAUUGUGUAGUUUUAUGGAUCUGCACUGCUGUAGUGGGAUCUUAUUCAGUCUUUUGCUCUAGGCCUUUUACAGCUUAGCUUACAGAUUUGGUUCGCGGCACUCUUAACAGCUGUAAGGCAUACGCUUCCUUUGACGUUUGUCUGUACCAUAACAAUAAGGUGAAAAAAAAAAAAAAAAGUCAGUCAUGUUGUUUAUCAGAUCAGACUUGAGGCUUUGAUUCUUCUUUAAUGCUGCGGUCAGACACCUGUGAUGUUGUGUGGAUCUUACUGACAUCUGUUAAUAACAUUUCUCCCAGUGAGGUUGACUUAUUUGCGGAGAACUUAUUUAAAACUCACGCAAA